AUGUCUGAGAUCCGUCCCGAAGAAAUCAAGCAGGCCUUUGCCCUCUUCGACCCCCAAAACACUGGCAGGAUCGAGCCCCAAGAAUUCCAAAAGCUCCUCAACGCAAAGUUCACGACCCUUGUCUCACGCUACAACAAAGACGAAUCAAAGGACCCCGAAGAGCCGUAUAUUCGUGUCUUCAAGUCUAUCAACCGUGAUGGGUCUGGACAUAUAUCUGCUCAAGAGUUGAGAGUCGCCUUGGAGUCCUUCCUUGGACCUAAUGUUCUCUCUGAGGGAGAUGUCUCCGGCGAUGGAAGAAUCACCCUCGAGGAAUUCCUUAAAAUCGUCCACAAGAGCGAGCAGAAGCACCGUGGCGAACAAGUCAUCUAA
This is a messenger RNA of Linnemannia hyalina, 369 nucleotides long. Lineage: Eukaryota; Fungi; Mortierellomycota; Mortierellomycetes; Mortierellales; Mortierellaceae. The record is from the annotation of a GenBank genome assembly.